Parnassius mnemosyne (clouded apollo) is the source of this 612-nucleotide messenger RNA. The record is from the annotation of a GenBank genome assembly. Lineage: Eukaryota; Metazoa; Arthropoda; Insecta; Lepidoptera; Papilionidae.
AUGGCCAAGAAACUGCAUUACUUCAACCUUAACGGACUUGCAGAGUCUAUCCGAUACUUGCUCCACUAUGCUGGUGAAAAGUUCGAGGAUGUUAGAUACGAUUUGAAGUCCUGGCCUGAUAAGAAGGUUAAGGAAUCGCUACCGUACGGUCAACUUCCUUUGUAUGAAGAAGGCGGUGCCAAAUUAACUCAGUCGUUGGCAAUUGCUCGUUAUAUUGCUGUAAAAGCAAAUCUACUGCCAACUGAUCCUUGGGAACAGGCUGUUUUGGACAGCUUUGUGUUCACCAUCUACGACUUCUGGUCAAAGGUCGGCACUUUCAUUAAGGAGCAAGAUCCUGCAAGAAAAGCGGCCAUUAAGAAGGAAAUUAUUGACGAGAACAUCGAUUUCUACUUCUCUAGAUUUGAGAAAUACCUGAAGGAGAAUAAGGGACACUUUGGUGGAAAGUUGACCUGGGUUGACUUUGUGCUUGUUGGCAUUGUUGAAUCAGCCAACCUUUUCCUUGGAGUGGAAAUUCAGAAAAUAUACCCCACCGUGGGCAUGCUCGUGAAGGAAGUUCUUAGCUUGCCAGGAGUGAAAGAAUACGUCGCGACCAGGAAACCUUACGUAAUUUGA